Rhizophagus irregularis DAOM 181602=DAOM 197198 is the source of this 571-nucleotide messenger RNA. RefSeq lists its product as uncharacterized. The record is from RefSeq and is a predicted model, not a curated record. Gene Ontology annotation, biological process: modification-dependent protein catabolic process; protein ubiquitination. Gene Ontology annotation, cellular component: cytoplasm; nucleus. NCBI's taxonomy places the organism in Eukaryota, Fungi, Glomeromycota, Glomeromycetes, Glomerales, Glomeraceae. Gene Ontology annotation, molecular function: protein tag activity; ubiquitin protein ligase binding.
GUAAAAUAGAGAAAGAUGGGUAACUCUAAGUCUGUACACCGUGAAAAAAGGAUUAUACAAAUUUUUGUUAAAACUGUAAGUGGCAAAACAAUUGCCAUUGAAGUUGAUGCCUCUGAUACAGUUAAAGAAGUGAAAAACAUAAUUCAAGAUAAAGAAGGCACUCCUCCAAAUCAGCAACGUUUGAUCUUUGCUGGUAAACAACUGGAAGAUAAACAUACUUUGACACAUUAUAAUAUUAGGGAUAAAUCAACUCUUCAUCUCGUGCUCCGUCUAAGAGGUGGUAUGCAGAUUUUUGUAAAAACUCUCGCUGGAAAGACUAUCACUCUCGAAGUUGAAUCUUCUGAUACUAUUGAUCAAGUCAAGGCAAAGACCCAAGAUAAGGUGGUUUCUCCUGAUCAACAAGAAUUAAUAUAUGACGAUCAACAUCUCGAAAAUGGACGUACUUUGAAAGAUUAUAAUAUUCAAAAAGAAUCUCUUCUUCAUCUCGCACUUAGGGAUAAUUUGUAAUCUUGUAAUUACUUUUAUAAUUAAUCAAAAUUUGCGCAGUUAAAUAAAUAAAAUCUAUAUUGAA